Molecule: messenger RNA, 2862 nt
Organism: Aspergillus luchuensis
Lineage: Eukaryota; Fungi; Ascomycota; Eurotiomycetes; Eurotiales; Aspergillaceae
Exons: 3
Coding region: 1-2862 (953 amino acids)
Source: RefSeq, a predicted model, not a curated record
AUGGCCGUGAUUGAUAUCACAGAUGCCACAGCAAAGGACUGCGAAUCUAAGGAGACCUCUGGGUCUGCGGGGCAGCUGCAUAUCGGGUGUUGUGUUUGGACGUUUGGUAAAGCUCCUACGCGGACCCGUGGUGGCCAGCGAGAUAUGGCCUCUAAGUUGGAACAGAGGAGAUACUGGGAGAUUGCGAAACCUCUGGUCGUGGAACUGUGCGGCCAGUGGACUGAAGGGUGCGCAAGCACAACGUGUACCGCAAACAUCUUGUUGAAUUAUCUGCGUGAUAUGUAUGAGGAGUUUCAGCCCUGCAUGGCGCUGUUUCCGACCUCGUCCAACCCACUCGACUAUGUCCAGGCCAUCGAAGCCCACCUCAGCGAUAUUGCGAUGACCAGUCCGCAAAACCCACUGCCGGGACUGCUGGCGGGUUCUAAACGCAAGCUGGAGUGGAUCGACACAUCUGCAGCUCCUACCGAGAGAGCCGUGGCCCGCCGGCGAACCGCCGAUAUCAAUCAGGUCGACGCGGUCGCCGGUGGACCGGCCGACCAUGUCUGCAGUAGGCAGCUCGGCCCGUUGGUCACCGAGUGGCAGCACUCCAUCCCAAGCUUCCACGAAGGCGGGGAUGUGGAGGGACUGACUUGCGUCUUGCCGGAACUGGACGAUGAGGGUAGCGUCGGUAGUGGUAGCGGGACCGGCGGCCGGGAGGAAGAUCGAGGUUGCGGGCAAAACCAGCUCGCUUCGGUCUGUCAGGGCUCUAUGUCGGAUACGGAUGAGAGCGACAGGAGUACGGCCGAUGGCCCUGAGCAACAGUCUGGGCGCGACGAUGCAUUCGUAGCGUUGGAGGCCACGGAUCUGUGCGGUGGCCCGCUCGCCCAGCCGGGCGCGGGGGCUGCCUUCGACCACUUGCUCCGGGAAUUCCACGAGACCUCCGCGGACUCCAUGCAGCAACCUACCCCGUCUCUUGAUGGCUCAUCUGAGAGCGUCCCCGGGCGGUCCGGCUCCCGCUGCGGAAUUACAUUUAUUGAUGCCGAGGCCCCGGAACGCGCACGCCUGGAUCCAUUGUUUGUUCCGCAGAACACUCAAUGGCCGGAGCCGCAGAUGCAGCCAUCAUGGUCUACGGGGCAGACGCCGAUUGACCCUGGUGAUGUCGCGCCCUUCUCGCAAUCGUCCUCCCCGAGCUUGUCCACAGCCGACACCGCCAGGCUGGCAGACAGCUGGUGCCUUCCGGAAAACAUCAGCCAAGCCAUCUUGAAUGCAUUCCCUUCCUCCCCAGUGACGCCUGGCAUUCACGAGGGAACGGUCACGAAUGCGACCAUGGCGGACGGCCGGCAUGACAGCCCAGACCGGGAUGCUGGAGCCGCUUGGCAGGGUGAAUGGGCUGCGCUGCGCGAUACCCUGUCGCGCGGCCUGUCGGAGGACGACUCGAUCUCAGUCUACGGAGCAUCCUUGACGCGCGCCCAUGUGAGCCGGUUGCUGGCUGAACUGCGCACCCCCGGGGGUCUCUCAGACUUCAGCGUUGACCUCCUGGGGGAGCGGCUGGCCCGGCAGCACCAUGCCCAGAAUCUGCGGAUCGGGGACGUGGGGUGGAAGGACCAGCUCCACCGGGGUUCGCUCCGGCUGUACCCUCUCCCACGGACGUUGCUGUUGCCCGACAGCAGGCACGGCAACUGGUCCUUGAUAGAAGUCCAGACUAGCACCGGGGCCGUCGUGCACUACUCCUUUGCCUCCAAAGAGCCGUCCGCGCACGAUGUUUCGCGCCCACAGGCCUGUUCCACCUGCCAGGCCGCCACAACUGCCUUGUCCCAGCAUUUGCGCGAGUGCCAGCAACCCUGUCCCGAAUGGCAGGUAGACCAUCAGUGCCUCGGGUCCGAUGGGGAGGUGAAUCGCAGUGAGACCCGCUUCCUCUGGACCAUGGCGCAGCGGGCAGGAGGGCUUCCCGUGCAGGGGGAUCCCCCGGACACCUUCCGGUCCAGCCUGGCCCAGACAAUUGUCGCGGAGGUGCUCCAGUCCCGUACCAGUCAGCCACCGUCACUGGUUGGUGGGUUGACCGGCCUGUCACGUCACGAGAAGGCGGAACGGCGGUGGUCUGCCGUGACAGGACGCAGUGGAGCUCUGGAUCUGACCAGCACGUGGCAGCGAGUGGCACAGAUGCCGCUGGGCGGGGUACCCAUGGGAUGGGAACAAGCGGAUCGAUUGCUUCAGCUGACAUUCAACAUCGCAUCACCUGCGGUCUUAGUGGGGAUCAAGCGCCAGCUGUCACAUUUGCGGGCCCGAGAGCACGAUACGACGCGUCCCUUUGGCCGCAGCGCGGCGGGCGUGUUUGAGGCGGGCCUGUGGCACAAAAGCAAUGAGCAAUCGUCUCGGAUUGGGCUUGCGUUGACCUGCUGGUAUGUCCACGAUCUGCGCCAGCAGCAUAGCCAGAGGGGCUGCCCGGACCCGUUGGGCCAGACCGUCGGGGACAUCAUCCAGGGCCUCCCGGCGGACGCUCGGGAUUAUCGCCAGGUGGAGGAGAAGGUCAAGGAGUGGAGCAAGCGGGCAUGGCCGUGGAAACAGCUCGCGCGUAUCGCUGGGUCUCCUAACAUUCUCUGCUUCCUUCCCCAAGGCGUGGGCUACUUCUCCGGCGAGGAGGGAUCGUCCAUGACGGACUACCGCACGCUGAAAAAGACCCAGUUUGAAGCCAUGGAGGCGGUCCUGCAGCAGUUCCGGCCCCGGUUGCUGCAGAAUAUUCCCCCGGAUUUCUUCGAGAUCUUCCUGUACAACCGCCUGCCAGCAGCCCGGUUUGCGUUCGAACAAUGGAUGGACGAGGAGAUGCUGCAUGAGCCUCUUGAUUCCAGCAAAUUCGACCACGCUUUUGACCCGCAGCCAAGUUGA